CUUCCCUUGGUGUUUAAACAGGAGGUAUUAAGGUGCAACUAUGUGGAAUAGCCCAGUAUGGUAACCUCGUUGGAAUUACCAUUGGAUACACAAUUACUGCAUCUAUCAGUAUGGUGGCAGUAGUAAGGUCAAAUUGUUUCCACAAAAAGGGGCACCAAGCCAGCUGCUCAGUAUCAAAUUACCCUUAUAUGAUUAUCUUUGCAGCUAUACAAAUAGUUCUUAGCCAAAUACCAAACUUCCAUAAGCUUUCAUGGCUAUCCAUUCUUGCUGCAGUUAUGUCUUUUGCUUACUCUCUUAUUGGUCUUGGACUUUCCAUUGCCAAAGUUGCAGGUGCAGGGCACCAUGUAAAGACAAGCCUAACAGGGGUACAAGUAGGGGUGGACGUGUCAGGUUCAGAGAAACUUUGGAGAAGCUUCCAAUCCAUUGGAGAUAUUGCCUUUGCUUAUGCUUUUGCCACCAUUCUCAUUGAAAUACAGGCAAGAACUAAUUCCUUCUUCAAUCUUUAGGAUUCUAUACAACGA
Messenger RNA from Nicotiana tabacum (common tobacco), 521 nucleotides. The record is from RefSeq and is a predicted model, not a curated record. NCBI's taxonomy places the organism in Eukaryota, Viridiplantae, Streptophyta, Magnoliopsida, Solanales, Solanaceae.